Molecule: messenger RNA, 7106 nt
Organism: Columba livia (rock pigeon)
Lineage: Eukaryota; Metazoa; Chordata; Aves; Columbiformes; Columbidae
Gene: RESF1
Product: retroelement silencing factor 1
Exons: 6
Coding region: 500-6052 (1850 amino acids)
Cellular component (GO): nucleus
Molecular function (GO): histone methyltransferase binding
Source: RefSeq, a predicted model, not a curated record
CGCUCCCCCCGCUGCCCCUGCCCGCCGGCGGUUCGGUAGCACCGGUGCUGCCGGUUCCUUUCGGGCUCUCAGGGGCACUAACGGCCGCUGGCUCCGCCUCUGCGCGCGGAGCGACCCGCCGAGCGGCCGCGCCGGGCUCGAAGAAGCAACCAUCUCCCACUCCCAGACUCAGCCCUGGACUCAGAGCAGCCCUGAUUGCCUACGGGUGCUGGCCCAAACAUCUCUUCCAACUGAAGAACCCCUUUCUGCUAACACAUGUAAACCUGAAAAGGCUUCAUAAGAAUCAAUGUAAAUAGCAAAAGGAAGGAAGGAGACCAGGCAGAUCUGAAUUUCAUACCAGGGACCCUGACUCCACUCACCACAGAUUUAAAGACAGCAACCUGUUGUCUUCUGCAGUUGCUUACUCCAUUUGAACUGGUUGCCCAUGUUCCCUGGUGAAUCAAAGAAAACAAUUGACAGCAUUUUGAUUUUUGGCUGAAGAAAAAGAAUUCAAGAAAAGAUGGACUGGAAUUUAAGACCACUCCAGAAUGCUGAUGCAAAUAAUAACCUGCAAAAUGAAAAAACAUGUUACACUCAGUUCUUUUCUAAUGCACAUACUUUUCCUCAGACAAAUGUCUAUUCCUCUACAAAUGGCUAUUCCUCUACAAAUGUAUGCACUUAUGUUGGAAAUAACCAAAUGGUGUAUCUGCCAACCAGCAAUGUUGUCUUCCCUUCUGUAAAUGCUGAAGGAUUCAGAACCUCAGAUCAGGCCUUACCAGGAGCAUCUGUAGCUGGUAAUGACUCUUCUAUCUCAAAAUACUCUGAUCAAUAUCUACCAUCCUACAGGCCAAUAGCUCCGAAACCUCCCAAUCAGACAUCACACUUGCAGACACAGGUGACUCGGACUUGGCCAAACUCUAACACCUACGUUUAUUCUCGUAGAAAGUUGCCUCCCGUGUCGUCUUUAGUGAAAACUAGAAAUAACACGAGGAAUGUACUUCAGGAAUCUCAGUAUUUCACAGUAAAUGGUUACACUGCACAGCCACAAAUACUGCAGCACAAUUCUAUGAGAACUACAAUGUUAUAUCAGAGUAACGUUAAUUCUCAGAAUAAUUCUAUGUCUCUUAGUACAUCUGGGCAACAUGUCCAAACGCAGAUAUAUCAUCCCGACCUUCAGUUUAAGGUUUUACAGUCACAGACUCAAAAUACUGUGGCAAAUGUACAGAUGCUGCAAUAUCAAACAAGUCAGAUGGGACCAGAAGUUCCUAAUGGAUGUUCUGCACCAUCAUUGUUGCCCACUAACUGUGAUUCAAGAGCUACAGCACAGUCCUCAGUAGGUAUAUCACAGACAGUUCAAAAUGUACCUAAUGCAUGCACCCUUAGCCAACAGAGGUGCCCAUCGAAUCCGGAACAUGCUUCUGGUUUUAACAGUGUUCAGCAAUACUGUCAGAAACAGCAGUCUGGAGAAAUCAGUCAAUCAGUUAGUCAUGUAUGUAAUUCAGGUGGAAGUGCAACAUCAAAUCAGCCUUUUAAUGGAAUGCCUGUGCCAUCCCUUGGCAUUUCCAAAGAAUCAUACGAUGUGCAAGAAAUGGAAACUCUUUCUUUGGUGGCUGCUUCAAAACCACUAAGUGAUCCUACUUCAGUUCAAGAAAGCCAGACUAGUAGUUUAGUGAAUAGGCCUGUUAAUUCUCAAAUUUCUGCAGCAGCAGCAGAUGAAGGAACGGUUACAAAGGAAAGACUAUUUUGGGAAGCUCAAAGGUUGCUCAGUAUUAAAAAAAAAUUUGUCCUCCUUGAAAGGAUGCAUCAUUAUAGAAGAAGACUCUUAGCAGCUUCAGAACAUAACAAUAGUAAUCCCCCACCUCUUCCAAGUAAUCAAAAUACUCCUGCUAAUCAUUCUCUAUGGAUGCCCAACCAAAAUGUACCACCUGCCCCAUCUGAAACAACAGGGACAGAGAGUCCAAUACUUAACUCUUCACCUGAAGAAAGCAAUGACAAAAACAUAGCCAAUGCUGAUAACAGAGGAUUAGAGGUAACUCAAAGUAACCCUCAGGUGGAGCAGGGAAACCUUUUGUUAAGCUCUGCUCCUCUUCCCUCUCAGAGCAAACUCCCAGCCCAGAAUUCUGAGAGCACUCCCAUCUCAAAAGAAAGGGAUGCAAAUGCCUUGGCCUCUUCUCAAAAAACGGUGACAUCCUUGAACAAUGCUUCCGCUUUUAGUCAAGUGGAUAGCUCUAUCAAAAUUGCAUUGAACAAUGUGCCCGCUAAUACUGAGAAGCCAUCGUACCCCAAAAACUCAUCAUUUCUUCAUUUUGUACUGAGCAGCACAAAUAUAUUGAAAGAGAAGACAGCUGGUGCUACUGCUGAUAAAAUACUGACUCAUCUUCUGUGUGGUGAAAAACCACUGGUAGAUACAUCUGUCUCAGGUGGAAGCUUACUAAAUGACACUAGUGAAAAGAACAUAGAAGGUCUGAAAGGUGAUAAGGCACUUACGGUUAACACAAACUCUCCUGUGUCAGAAACAACCAAAUCUGGUGAAGCUAAAUUCCAGAGCAGUGUAGCUCAGGAAAAAACACCAAUUCCUAAAAAUACAUCUGUUAAACAGAGCAAUUGCAGUUACUCUGUGGAAGAGCUAGCUGCGUGCCUGGGCUUGUGGAGAAAGCAUUCGUCGGAAUCUGUAAGUGUGCAAGAUAAGCAGUCAAAUGAAAACCCCGCAACAAAUCGGAUUUCAUCUUACAGCCAAAACACAAAAAGCAGAGAACAAAAUAAUGCUCUGGUUGAUACAAAUGAAGCAAUUUUACCUGUAACUGCUGCUUCUGUAGGGCAAAAACUUGAUACGUUGAGUUGCAAUCUAAUAAAAAGUUUUGAACUCCAAGUUGCAGUUGUCUCUCCUUUAGUACUUUCUGAACAGAGAACACAGAGUGAGCAGGCAGACAAAUGUCCAACAUCUGCAGGUAAAACCUGUCCACUCAUUGACUCGGGAAGCUUGCAAGAAGAAGGGAAAAACUGUUUAAAUGUGGUAAAUACUGAUAAAGGAAACAUAGAAACGGUUCAGUCAGCUGAUGGAAACAAAAUGGUGAAUAACAGUGUGAGUGCAAAUGAGUCAUGUGAUGAAAACCAAAGGAAAGCUAGUCAAUCUGCACAAGAUGCCAGUGAAAAUCUGCAGCUCGGAGUACAAAACAAGCCUUCUCUUCCUGAAUUGGGCAUAGAUUUUUCUAGUCAAAUCUUUCAAGAAGAUAUGAGAGACCAUAAAGACAAGCAAGGUGUGUUAGAGACAGGAGAUAUAUCCAUAGCUGUCUUGGAUGAACAGAUGUUUUGCAUUUCUAGUGUAUGUUCUCUUGUUGAAGGUGAUAGAUCUUAUAAUCCACAAAUAGCAAGUAUCUUCAGGUCAGUUCCCGAGACACAUAAGUUAAAUGGUACCUCAUCAGAAGGAGAUGCAUCAGACACAAAGCAAAAGGAGCAACAGCUGGACUUGUGUAAAAAUGAGACGAGCAAUAACACUGUGCAAAGAGAGAGCUUGCUGCAAAAGACAUUGGAAGAAACAACAAACUGCAAGAGUAAAGCAGGUGAAAUUUUGGAUGGCAUCACAACUAGUCAUUUGGAGAAAGAAAGCAGUGGCAAUCCUCCUAAAACAGUUUCUACCUCGGAACAAAAAAAGUCCUUGGAUGCAUCUGUCAAGCAUCCUGAAAAUGAUUUAGAAAUUCUUGCUAGUAUAAACCAGGAGUUAGCUCAAAAUUCACUGGAUUUCUCUAUCGAUGUUUCUGCUGUAACAAAUACAUUCACUGUUCCAGGAGACAACAGUAAACAAGAUUACAAGUCCAGCAGAAAGAGCACAGAAAAAGAGAUGAAACUUUCUGGAGCAGAACCUAUUAAAUGUCUAAGUAAUCAGCUGUCUGAACUAAUGGAAGAGUUUCCAUAUGGCAUUGAAGGUGCUACUGCACUGACAAAAGAACCAGUACAAAAUAAUUCCGUGGCUGAGCGGAUGGAGAAUCAACCUCAAAAAAAGGCUGAAAUUUGCAACAAGAGUUCUCAUUUGAAAGACCCAGUAGAUCAGAUAAAAAUUGCAGUGUUAAGCCCUGAGCAGAUGCGAGAACUGUUUCCUAAACACAACCAGUGUUCCCCUAGUGACAGUGGGAGCAUGGUGAGUCCACAGUCAGAAAAGGCUUCAGCUGAGAAGAACCAUCAAGGCAGCAUUCAGCCUACUCAGAGUCUAUGCGAGAAGAAAACAACGCAAAAAACCUCCGACCCCAGAAAAGAAAACAAUUGCUCUUCAAUGGGUUGUCUAUCUGUAGCACGUCAAGUGCCACACUGCCCCAGUAAAUCUGGAAUGACUGGUUCAGAGAAGAACAAUCAGCUUCCAAAAGCUGAAAAUACUGGCUCUGCAGAGAGGCAAGAAAACAGCGGUAAAUCUGAUGCUGUAACGAUGAACAACUGUGCAGUGGGAAACCUGCCAAUUUCUGAAAAAAUGUCAAAUGGUGAGAGCAAAACCAAAAAAGAUAUUUGCAAAUACACCUCUGUAAUGGGCAAAAAAACUAGGCUAACGGUGAAUGAUGAACACAAACCACUUACAACACAACAGGAAAAAGUUGGACCACCUAAUUCCCCUGAAAAACAGAAUGUUGAUGAAUCUAAAAGGAGCAGCUGGAAGGAAAAGCUGCAAGUCAGCAGAGGAACCCCAUUGUUAGGCAAAGAAUUUCAUUCUGACAAAAAAGAACAUCAGACAGUCUCCGAAGAGUUGUCAGGGAAAGCUGGUCAUACAGAUGCAGACAAUGUGACCAAGUCAUCCAGAAAGAGAGAGAGUAUUUUCGAAAUGGAGUCCCUUUCAAAAGAUAAAACCAAACCAGGUUUGACCAUGAAAUCCAAAACAGAAGCUAGCAAAUUUACAAAGUCAGAAACUGUUGAAAUUAGACGUGCUGAAGUCACUCAGGGACAAAAAAAUACCUGUGAAGAGAACUCACUUGAAGAACAGAACUGUAAGAAACAAAAGGGGAUCCUUGGGCAAGACGUAGGAAUUAAUGUCACAGAGAAAGACAGUUUAUCAGCAGAAAUAAAACAUAAAAAGCUGAAUAGUUACCAUGCUGAUGCUAUAAAGGUCCCAAAUUUUGGCAUUGUAGACUUCAAGUCAAAACCCCACGUAUAUUCUCAGCAUAAGUCUAUGAAAAUUCAUCCUUCACAGGAGGAGCAAUACAAACGGAAGAGGAAGGAAAAUAUGAUUGGGAAGAGAGACCCUAAGAAAACAAAGGUAGAAGAGGAAAGACUGAAACAAUCGGAAGCAAAGAAUUCCAAGCAACUUUCAUAUAAUUGCAUAAUAAAUACUGACAAAGCUAAAAAAUUGAACGGAGAAAAUGGCUGGAAAAUGAAGAGUUCAUUAGCAGAUCGCUCUGCGCUUAAACUACAGAGAAAAAAAGCUCUGUCUUCUGCCAUCUCGAAAAACUUCUUCUCUAACAAAGAGAGACAUCUUGAUGGUCAAAACAAAGACAAGUGCUCUGAGAAAAUGUUUCCUGAUAAAAACCUGCUAUACUUAAACAGAAGAAAUAGCAGAUUAAAAUUGCAUCUUCAAAAGGAACCAAAAAAACAUUACCUGAACAGAGUUGCCUUCAAACGUAUGGCACAGGAACGCAUAUAUCUGACAAAAUUAGAGACGUCACCUAUCAAACUUGCCUGGCAUACAGAGCCCAAAGUGUCACAAAACAACCCAGAUAGAAAAAGGGAUUCUUCUCUCUCAGAAGGUGAGAAAUCCUGUAAACAGGAAGUACUUGAAUUUAAGCUGUGUCCAGAGAUACUGUUCAGAAACUCAACAGCUGAUGAUGAAAGCUUAGCUGCAAAGGAUUCCCUGGAAAGAGAGAAAGCCAUUGUGGCAGGUGUGAAAAGUAAAAAAGAAGAUUGGUUAAAGUGUGAUCCAGUGAAGCAAAAAAACCUGGAAGAGAUCGCUACAGCCAAGGACAGUAUUCCACUUGACACAGCUAUACAGAUCCUGGAUGGAGAUGUCGAGGCUCUUCACAUUUCAAUGAAAGACUCAAAAGAGAUGUUUCAGACCUACAGGAAAAAGUAUCUGGAAAAAAAGAUGCAAAAGCCUUGAUAGCACUCCUCUAUCAUAGGUCUUACUCAGUAUCACUGGGAAAAAUGCCAACAGUAAAAUCCUUUUUCCUGUUUACUUCACAUUUCUGCAUAAUUUUUUUUAAAAUACAUUUUUUUGGGUGUUGGGAAUUUUUUCCCUUAUUUGCCUCAUUUGUGAAUGAUCGAGAUCUUAUUCCGUAUUUAUUGCACAAAUAUGCUUUGGUGCUGAAAAUGCCAUUGUCAAAUGUGUUGUUUCCUUUUGGCAUGCUUGUUUUUGUUUAGUUCUGUUUUGAAGAUACAGGAGUUAGUUGAAUCUUGACCAAAAAAACCCAAAACCUCAUUUAAAUGGUCACAGUCUAUUUCCUUUCCUGAUUCUGGAAAACUUAUACCUGUGGUUCUUUCCAUUGCCGACAGUGGAAAAGUUUUCCUACUGGAAAGGGAUUGCAGUGAAUUCUCAAGCAUUACGUGUUUAUUUUCUGCUUAUGCUAGUCUGAUUGUUGUGCUUCUAACAAGGCUUCCUGUUUUUGUAGAAACUUUUAUUAUUGUUUUUUUUUAAACUGGGAAUACAAAUAUAAAACCCUCAAACAUACAGAUUUGGGGAUACCAUGAAGUGUUUAUGCUGCUACCCAGUUUUCUUACAUUUCUUUUUGUGGAACUUGUUCAAAUUGAACACUGAGCUCUUGAUCUGAACUCAGUGCCGUAAACUGUUAGUUGACUGAAGAGUUCUUUAGUUUUUUUCUCUCUGUUUUCUUUACGCUUUUGUUGAAGUACAGGGAGCUUGAACUCACUCUUAUCUGGACUAUGUUGCUCACUUUAACCAGACUGUAAUUAAUUUCUUUGUUCAUGAAGUGUUAGUUAAUGUUUGACUACACAUUGACUGUGACAUGAAUUAUAUUUGUUGCUGAGUGUCUUUUGUUUAAGUGCCUUUUCACUGUUGUUCAGAAGUUUGAACCGUAUUUUUUCAGAAAUUUUGUACUGGAUUCUUUCUAUCUGUUUAAAUCUUUCUACUGAAAGUAAAAGCUCUGUAGAUAUUUCACUGAACAGUUUUUAUAUUUUAAAUAAACUUUUGAAGGUUA